Psylliodes chrysocephalus is the source of this 459-nucleotide messenger RNA. Lineage: Eukaryota; Metazoa; Arthropoda; Insecta; Coleoptera; Chrysomelidae. The record is from the annotation of a GenBank genome assembly.
AUGCUAAACAAGAUUGCACCAUUGAAGGAAAAAGUAACACAAUUUAAAAGUAUUGGUGAAAAUGCAUCAACCACAUUUGGCUACUGGCUUUCUUUUUUAAAAGCUGUUGAUCUCUUAUUAAAUCUUCUCAGAGAACGGACCGCGGAUUUUGAAUUGCAUUUGAAAUGUACCCAAGAACUUUUACCAUAUUUAGUAGCCGGUGAAAGACAUCUAUAUGCAAAGUGGGUGCCCAUAUAUCUGAAAGAUAUGUUAGAGCUUAAGUCGAAGAAUCCACAGAUGCAUGAAUACCUAAAACGAGGAAUUUUUUUUAGUAAAGACAGCAGAAAAAAAUUUAAUAGUGUAGCUUCCGACAUGGCUUUGGAACAGCCGAUUAACAGAGAUUGCAAAAGUUCGUCGGGUGUAGGCGGUUUUACGCAAAAACUUACUGCCCUUUUAAGGUGGAUGCUCGUUACAUUGUAG